ACUGAUAUGUGGAAUGGAAGAGGAAUUUGAGGAUGUUUGGGAUUGGGCACCAGUGUAAAAUGCAUUAUAUUGUGGUAAGCUGUCAUUUGUUCCUUUACCGGAAGGGCCUGUAGUUAUCCAUGGCGGAGGAAUGGUUCUGUUCUGAUUCCGACCGAGUUUGUGACACAGGAAGUAUUGAGCGUAUCAAGGCACCCAAGCCGAAAGAGGACACUUCGAAUGGCGUUCACAAAGUUCAUUGUUCCCUAAUCUGGAGUGCUUGUGUUGCAAGUGUAAAUUUUAAGCGAAAUCGAUGUGCUCCGUUAGGUGAGAAGUUACUCACCCCAUCAAGUGCGUAGUGCGUGUUCGAGAUGCAGGUAGUGAACAUAAAGUGUUUGUGAGUGCCCGGCUGUCAUGUUGGCGUUGGUCGGAAUCUUUUUUUUCUUAUCUCUUGUCAAGAAUUAUGAUAGUUACCGUCAGGUCGUGGACGGACGCUAACCUGACUCCAUCUUUUGAUUCGCAUCUCGGUUAUAAAUGUUUUAAGCUACCACAUCCCGGGUGGUAUAGCGUUAGUGUUGGUGCGUCUCUCUUGAGCUACGUCACGAAAUAUUGAACAAAAUGAGUUUUUUUGAGAAAAGGACGUUUGAGAGUUCGGAGUCACUUUCUGUAACGAACAUUGCAAAAAUGUUAUUUUUUCAAGAGGACUCAAUAGAAAAGAAAAGAUGGCAGCCAUUCUGAGUGAUCAGUUGGUCAAUUGGAAUCUCAUUCCAAUUCUGUUAAUGAUGAUAAGUGAGGCAUAAAGUGAUUUAUAGUAAUAGAAUGGAUUCAUAUGAUUUGUUUGGAGAGGAUGUCGGCGGCGGAAUGUUAGAUGGAUUAGCUGACCUGGGUGCAGAUAAUUUUGAUCCAGCUCCAUCAUCUGUUACAAAUGCAGCACGCGAUGCUCCAGGUUCUGGCCAAGGCUAUGUUCAACCACCUUAUGGCCACCAGAUUUCGGGUAUGCAGCAAGAGUCACCGCUUCAGAAACUGGCUUCAUUUGGAGGAGAAUUUACACCCGCAAAUCAUCUGGAUCCAUCAUCUCAGAACUUGUUCCACCAGAAUCAGACUGGUUAUGAUGGAACAGCGAGACCAAUGUGUCCUCCUGGUGCUGUUACCGGUUAUCAGGGACACGUAAGAAACAUGGGACCACAGCACGAUAUUAGGAGGCCUCCUCAUCCCCAGCCACCAACUGCGAAUCAGUAUGGACCAUACUGUACAUCUGAUGCAUUGUAUGGAAUAGAACAGCAGCCUGGUAUCAGUGGUCCAGGUAUGACUGUUAGUGACAGUGGUAUGCAGGGUUGGAGCAAUGUGCCAGGUGGUUAUCCUGCAGGUAUGAGGCAUUACAAUCAAAUUAAUCAGGGUGGUUAUCGGCAUGUGAACUACCCACAUCAGCAGGACAGCCUGGCAUCUCAACAGAAAAUCACACCUCAACAGCCUUAUUCUUCAAAUCAGCAAAAUUUGAUUAAUUCAAUGAUGCAACCUCAUCAGAACAUUCAGACACCUAGUGGCUAUCCAAUGACUCAACAGAGAAUGCAGUCAAGUGUUAACAUGGGGCAACAGCAACAGUGUUACUCACAGGGUUCUCAAAAUCUUGUUUAUGCAGGUUCGUCAUCUACAGCUUCGAUAAAUCAGUCCUACAGCAACUACAAUCCCUUACAACACCAACAGUCCAGUAGAAUGCCACAUCAUGUACAGUAUACUGCAAAUCAGCAACAGAUGCAACAGUUAGAACUGAAUAAUUCUCAAGCUUCUCAGGCUUCAUCAUAUAACCAUUUACAACCACAUAAUCAGGCAUUACCUGGCGGUCCCUCACAGAUGGGCCAUCCUGGUGUACCGGGUUACGGACAGCCAACAAAUCCUCUUGGACACCAAAUGCCACGGCCUAUUGGUAUCGAAGUCAGUUCAGGGUCGUCAGCAUCUCAGUAUGGUGUUGCUAACCAGAAACAGCACACUCAGCUCGGUGGUGCGAGUCCGCAGUACAGGGCGCCAUAUCCACAGCUGUCUCCACAAAUGUCGCCUAGGCCCCAGAUGUCCCCGAGACCCUCUCAGCAACAACAGAUGUCACCUCGUCCUGUAAUGUCGCCAGCAAAAACGAGUACACUAUCUCCUCAUCCCCAUCAACAGCAGCCAACUCUUUCACCACGACCUGCUACAGCACUUACACCGAAAUCAUCAAACUCUUCUCCUGCUCCCAUUAAUGUUCCUUCGUUUUCACAGCAAAGUACGUUACAGCAAUUGGAACAGAUGGUUAUGCCUCCAGUUAGUGGUGGCUCAACAGACUACCCUACUUACCAACCAAGGUUACCCCACCCAACUACACAGCAUCCCACCACACAACAAGCAAAUCCAUUGUCUCCAGCUGUGGGCCCACGCAUGCCUGUCUCACCUCAGCAGUGGCCACACCAACCAUUAAGACCAUCCACAAAUAUUGGUAGUGGAAUUGGAAUGCUAGACCAACAGUCCAAUCAGAGCAUGUCAACAUAUGUUCCACAUACUACUGCUGAAUCUAGAACAGUGGAGCUUCCAAAGACUGUAAGUGGUGUUACAUCAGAAGUUAAUGUUCCAAGUAUUUCAAGUGGAUCUAUACCAGCAAAUGAGACUGGCAAUUUGACAUCUGUAUCUCAUACUGACUUCACUACUUCAUCUCAGAUACUAAGUGAAAAGUACUCAGAGGGUGAAACUGCACAAAAUGGAGGAGAAAAUCUCAGUUCCCACAUUCCCUCAUCUGUUCCAGUCAGUGCCACAGUCAGUCACAAGUCUUCAGAACUGGAUUCCGUUAAGGCUGUGCAACAAGAAAAUGAAUUGCAGAAUUUGCCAAAUAUAGAUGUAAAGGAUGCAACAGAUGGACCUUCACUGUUAACUUCAACUUCCAGUUCAGUGUUAGCACCUCCACCGCAAGCUCAACAAGAACCUGUUACACAGCAGGCACCUGUUCCAAAUUUCGAUUUUAAUCAGGCAGCUCCCAACAUACAAUAUGCAGGCACUAGUGCAAUGAGUGACAUGAUUCACUCUGGUGGGUCAUCUCAUUACACUCCAGGUAUUGAAGGAGCAUCAGCAGGAAUACCAGAUCCUGUAACAUCUGGAGUAUUGAUGGGGCAACCACCAGGCCUGUUUGAUCCCAGCAUGGGGCAUGGAAGUUUGAUGACACAUGCACCACCCAUGCCACCUUCAGCAGCACAACCACCACAGGUGCCACCACCUCCGUCACAUCUUAUGUCUUUAGGACAUACUGAUUUAAGUGCAAUAUACCAGUCUCCAGUGAGCCAUCAGCAGGAAAUAGCAGCAUUACAACAGCAGCUUCAAGAACUGUAUUGUAUGCCACCAGCACCACAGAUUCAAGAGAAGAUUGGUGUUCUUCAAGAAAGGCUUGAAGUUAUCCGAAGGCAUGAGGCAUCUGGACCUUGUCCUGGAGGUCCACAUUGUGUGUUGCAAGAUCACAUGUUUGGUUCAAACUUGCUAGAAAACUCACAGGUAUCAAGUACAACAGGUAAAGCUCGAAACAAAGGUGCCCCCAGACCAAAAAAACCAAAGAAAAAACCAGAAGAUGCAGCGGCUCUGGCACCACCUGCUGAGUGUAAUGAGGCAGGAGAUUUCAGUGAACUCCAUGGCAUUGGUGACAACUUCCAAAACACUUCUUUCGAUGAAAAACAGAAGAAGCCAAAGCCACCUAGGAAACCAAGAGAACCAAAAAAACCAAAAGAACCAAAGACUCCAAAGGAACCAAAACCACCCAAAGAACCUAAAGCUGCCAAAGAGCCGAAACCUCCAAAAACUCCCAAGGAACCGAAGAAAAAGAAGGAACCUAAAGCACCUGGGGAAACCAAGUCUCCAAAACCAAGAAAGAAAGUAGCCAAGAAGAAGGAUGGAAUAGUGGAAGAAACACCAUCUAGUUCAAUCGAGAGUGGUGUUGAAGAAGUCCUGUCAGAUCUUCUUGCAGCAGUAGAAUCUGAAAUUGCUUCAGUGGAAAGACAAGACAGUGAAAGUGAAAUGCUGACCCCAGAUGAUCCUGCAAGCCCUUCGAAAAGUUUGUCAGAAUCAUCAACGAAGACAACGCCAACGACUAGAAAGCCUAAAAGGGAUAGAAAGGCGAAAGUGAAACCAGUUUUUCCUGCAAAACGGAAUGCAAAGGGGAUGUUCACAAAGAAGAAUAAAAAGAAAUUAGUUGGCGGUGAUGAAUCUGAUGCAGAAGACAUGUUGGCGACUCCUCCGCCAUCACCUGACGAUGAUUCAGAAAGUUCAAAAAAUAAACGCAGAUCUGCUCGAAAUACUCAAAGGAAAAAGUAUGUUGAUGAUAUUAUGCUUAGUAUAUCGGAUGAGGACUCUCCAAAGUCAUCAGCUCCAAGAACUGAUCUGCCGAAGACUUCUGCAGAUGAUUCUGCUGAUCCAGCUGUGAAGCCAAAUUUUGUUUACAUUAAUACAACUGAUGAAGAUUCAAUGGUUGUGCAAUAUAUUUUGGCUGUUAGGAAAGGCAGAAGAGAGAUUAAACCACCAGCAGAUGCUCAGAAUAAUAAGGAGGUUAAGCCAGAAUCCUCUAUCAAGACAGAGGUCACCACAGAAAAUGAAAACACGCCUGCUGUAAUCAGUGAACAGGAGCCUGUAAAUAACUCUACACCUGUAGUAGAAAUUCCGGCUGUGGAUGAAAUAUGUGCAACUGGGGAAAGUCUGAACAAUGAAGUGUGUCCGCAGUCAGACAUAGAUGUUGAAAAGAAGUCUGACGCCCCACUAAGUAUUUAUAACUUCAGUGAAGAAACUGAGGAACCAGUUCUUUUGAGAUCAAAUGUUACUGCAGCAAGCAGUAGUGGUAGUGCAGAAUAUAUUGACAGGAUUAGAAACUUUGAGACUACUCCAGUUGAAGAAGAAACAGAAAGCACCACAAAACCAGAAGAAAGUGAAAGCCAGCUAAAAGUUGAAGACAGUGGGAGCUCUCUGGAAGUGGCUAGGUUGAAUGAAAGAAAUCAGCAGUACCUAUCGAAUCCACUUGAUGGAGAUAUAGUUGCAAAAGAUAGAACAGAAAACAAAAACAAAGUAGACUGUAAAUCUGAUGUCAAAUAUGUUGAAGUAGAGGAAUAUUUUGUCAAGUAUCGCAAUUUUUCUUAUUUACAUUGUGAAUGGAAAACUGAAGAAGAACUGUUCAAAGGGGAUAAGAGAAUUGCAGCCAAACUUAAGAGGUUUAAACAGAAGAUGGCUCAUCAUGCAAACAUUUUUGAGAAUUUUGAAGAUGAACCCUUCAACCCUGAUUAUGUAGAAGUAGAUCGGGUCUUGGAUGUUGCUGAACAUACAGAUCCUAAUACUGGGAAAACGAUCAAACAUUACCUGGUUAAGUGGCGGUCAAUGCAGUAUGAAGAUAGCACAUGGGAGUUGGAAGAAGACGUAGAUCCAAUGAAGAUUGAGCAAUUUGAGCAGAUCAACAAGAAGCCCCCAAAGGAUAAAUGGAAGCCAAAGAAGAAACCAUCCCCAGAAUCAUGGGUGAAAUUAGAAGAAUCUCCAGAAUAUAAAAAUGGUAAUAGGUUAAGAGCGUAUCAGCUUGAAGGAUUAAACUGGUUGCUUUUUUCGUGGUACAAUGGCCGCAACUGUAUACUGGCAGAUGAGAUGGGUCUCGGAAAAACUAUACAGUCGUUAGCAUUUAUUCAUGCAGUUCACGAAUAUGGAAUUAGAGGCCCCUUCCUGGUCAUUGCACCUCUUUCUACCAUACCAAACUGGCAACGUGAGUUUGAAGCAUGGACUGACAUGAAUGUAAUAGUAUAUCAUGGCUCGACUGCAAGCAGAAAUAUGGUUCAGGAAUAUGAAAUGUAUUAUAGAAAUGAGAAAGGCAAUCCUAUCAAGGAAAUACAGAAAUUUAAUGUGUUGAUUACAACUUUUGAAAUUGUGAUAACAGAUUGUAUGGAACUUAAGGAAUUCAGCUGGAGAUUGUGUGUCAUUGAUGAAGCUCAUCGACUGAAGAAUAGAAAUUGUAAAUUGCUAGAAGGAUUAAGAUUGCUUAAUUUGGAACAUAGAGUUCUUUUGUCUGGUACACCUCUUCAGAACAAUGUAAAUGAGCUCUUCUCACUGCUCAACUUUCUUGAACCUACCCAAUUUUCAAGCAGCGAAGCAUUCCUGCAGGAGUUUGGUGCUUUGAAGACUGAAACUGAAGUCCAGAAACUUCAGGUUAUUUUGAAGCCUAUGAUGCUUAGAAGAUUGAAAGAAGAUGUUGAAAAAUCAAUUGCACCGAAGGAGGAAACUGUUGUUGAGGUUGAACUGACAAAUAUUCAGAAGAAGUACUAUCGUGGUAUACUAGAGAGAAAUUUUUCUUUCCUUUCAAAAGGAACUACAUCAGCCAAUGUUCCCAACCUUAUGAAUACUAUGAUGGAGCUACGAAAAUGCUGCAUUCAUCCAUAUUUACUUAAUGGAGCUGAAGAACAGAUUCAGUUCGACUAUCGUCAGUCGAAGCAGCUGAAUACAGAUGAUCCUGAUGGCUACUUUCAAGCACUGAUUAAUUCAUCAGGAAAAAUGGUUUUAAUUGACAAGCUGUUGCCCAAACUGAAAGCAAAUGGCCACAGGGUUCUGAUAUUUAGCCAAAUGGUUAGGUGCUUGGAUAUUCUUGAAGAUUAUUUAGUUUACAGAAAAUAUCCAUUUGAGAGGAUUGAUGGACGUAUUCGAGGGAAUCUCAGGCAAGCUGCCAUUGACAGAUUCAGUAAACCAGACUCAGAUCGUUUUGUAUUCCUACUGUGCACAAAAGCUGGUGGGCUUGGAAUUAAUCUGACUGCAGCAGACACUGUAAUUAUUUAUGACAGUGACUGGAAUCCCCAGAAUGAUUUACAGGCACAAGCAAGAUGUCACCGAAUUGGCCAACAAAAAAUGGUUAAAGUUUAUCGUCUGCUUUGUCGAAACACAUAUGAACGGGAGAUGUUUGACAAAGCUUCAUUGAAGUUGGGCCUUGAUAAAGCAGUUCUUCAGAGUAUGAAUACAGCUCAAGGAGGUAAAGAUCAAACAAACAAACAGCUGUCAAAAAAGGAAAUUGAAGAUCUUUUGAAAAAAGGUGCUUAUGGUGCCAUUAUGGAUGAAGAUAGCGCAGGAGACAAGUUUUGUGAAGAAGAUAUAGAUCAAAUUUUAGAACGCAGAACACAAAUCAUUACAUUAGAAUCUGAGAAAGGAUCAACCUUCUCAAAAGCUAGUUUUGCCUCAUCUGGAAUACGGUCCGAUAUUGACAUAGAUGAUCCUGAUUUCUGGAAGAAAUGGGCAAAGAAAGCAGAAAUUGACACCUCGGAGAAAGAAGAAAAGGAUCAACUUGUCAUAUCUGAACCCAGACGCCGCACACAAAUCAAGCGAUAUGGCCAUGAUGAGUCAGUUGUCGACAUGUCUGAACUGGACAGUUCAUCAGAAAGUGAUGAAGAUCCUGCCAUUGGUGUUGGCAGAGGAAGAGGCCGAAGACACAGGAAACAUGGUAAGAAACACAAGAUAAAGUUCCCGUGCGAUGAUUAUAUCCCAAGGGAUGGUGAAAUUGUGUAUGGGAGCUGGGCAAGAAGCGAAUGUUUUAAAAUAGAAAGGGGUCUUCUGACAUUUGGGUGGAGCCGUUGGACAGAAAUACUCACACACAGCCAUUUCCGUCGUGGAUGGCGAGAAUCUGAUGUAGAAGAUUGCGCGCGUGUCAUUUUACUUUAUUGCUUGAGAUACUACAGAGGUGAUGACAAAAUCAGGAGUUUUAUUUGGGAUCUGAUUACACCAUCGGAAAAUGGAGAAACAAGAGUGCAGAAGAAUCACAUGGGACUUAAUACACCAAUACCUCGUGGAAGGAAAAAUAAAAAAUUUUUCAAGAAGGAUGGGAGAUCUUCAAAUCAAAAUGAAAUUGGAGAAAUGAAUGAUUGGAGUCGCCAUGAGAAAUACGAUGGCGACAUUCUUUUGGAAAGCAAUUAUAAAAAGCACCUAAGUCGACAUGCAAACAAGAUACUGUUACGUGUUCGAAUGCUUUAUUAUAUAAAGCAUGAGAUUAUAGGUGAUCUGGUGCAACAUAUUAAUGAUGGUGUCCAUGUUAGUGCCUUGCCGAUAUACCCACCCUAUUGUGAUCAGCCCCCUGUCCCUUGGUGGGACUCAGAUGCAGAUAGGUCCCUUCUGGUGGGUACCUACAAACACGGUUAUGAAUGCUACCCUGCUAUGAGAAACGACCCGGCACUUGGUUUCCUCGCACGCUGUGGCCCUGAUGUUGGCUCUGCUAUGCUGAUGCUUGGCAAUGCUGAUAAUAACACAAGAGUUGUUGAUGAUGACUCUGGAAGACUGACAGAUGAAGAUGAAACUGCAGAGGGAGAAUCUUCAGUCUUGAGAGAUAAUCUUGGUGAGACUAUGCUCGCAGAUGGAUGCCAUGAAGUCAAUUCUGUACCAACUCCUGAUCAGACAGAGUCUGCAUCAUCAUCCCUAGAACAUACCAGUCAUGCAAUGAAGGAUGAAAGCAAAGUUCCACCAGAUGAUGAUCCAAGUAAACUACAGUGGCCAUCAAUGGUGGACCUCAACAAUAGGCUCCGUCGUGUAAUUACGUCGUAUCAGCGCAACUUCAAGAAGGAAGAAAUGAAGAUGGCUCAAAAAGCUAAGCAGGGGGUAGAAGCAGAGCAGCAUGCAGUUAUCAGAGAUGUACUGAACACACAAGGAUGGGAUUUGCAACAACUAGCCAUGUAUCUAUGGAAAAUGGAGAGGCGGGAGAAAAUUGAACAAAUUGUUCGUGAAAGAGAGAGACAAAAACUUGAAAUACAUCAGAGAAGGUGGUCACGCCGUGAGGAGGCUGAUUUCUACCGUACGGUUUCAACUUUUGGGGUUGAAUUUGACAGGAAACGGGGUAAAUAUGACUGGUCAAAAUUCAAAUCAUUGUCAAGAUUGGAAAAGAAAUUUGAUGAUACAAUCACAGAGUAUUACAAAGCUUUUGUAGCGAUGUGCAAGAGAGUUUGUGGAAUGAAACUCUCAGAAGAAGAAGAAUUUGCUGAUAUCCCUGUAGAGCCUUUGAGUGAAGACAAAGCUCGCAGGACAUUAGAACGAAUUGAAUUGCUAAGUAAAAUUAGAGAAGAAAUAAUUGUUCACCCGCAGUUAGACGAAAGAUUAAAAUUGUGCCAAGUGUCUGCAGAUAUACCUGAUUGGUGGGUGCCUGGUAAACAUGAUAAGGAUUUACUAAUUGGUGCAGCCAAGCAUGGUUUAGGCAGAACAGAGUUCUUUAUUUUAAACGACCCUGAAUUAAGUUUCUUUGAUAUUCUAAGGAAACAUCUAGCCAUAGAUCAGCCACUUCCAGAGGCAAAAGAACAUAAACAUCUAGAUGAAAUUAAGUAUGAGCGGCCUGAAGAUAUUCUUAGAACAGACAAGAAUGAGAUUAUUGUGAAACUAGAAAAAGGAGAAGGCACAUUAAAGAUAGAAAAAAUAGGAAUUAAGAAAGAAAUGAAAACUGAGGAAGAAAAAAAUCAGUUCAGGGAAAAAGAAAAUGUAUCCCAGGGCCAAAAUAUUGUAGAAUUAACAUUACUUGCAAAUAAAAUUAAAGCCGAGAAUGAGGAAUGUACACAGAGUUUUGAUAAAUCUGAUAAUGAACAGGGUUCCAGUAACACCCAAGAAAGUGAAUCAGCAAAUAGAGAAGAGAAAGAGAAAUUGAUGUCCAUGGAUAACAACAAAAAAUCGGAGGAGGACACAACAGAGCCAGUAAACUGUUCAAUUACAGAAGUGAAUAAAGCUGAAGUGGUUUGUUCAGACAAGGUGCAGGAUCUUCAACAGGAGGAAACACCACAACAGCUGGUUCACACUUCACAGUGCCCUGCUGCAGAGAAUGAAAUAUUAGAUACACAACAAACAAUAGAAUCAGAAGAACCUAAAGACAUGGAAAAAGUUACAUCAAAUGAAGAUCAUGCUGAAGACAAUGAUAAGAAUAAUGAACAAGAAAUUGACAUGGGAGUUUCAGAGUCUGUUACAGAACCUGAUCUCCUGAAGCCUGAGGAUAGAAACUGUCUUGAUAACAAUGAUGGAGAAAUGCAAUCUGCAUCAGCUGUUAAUAAUGAAGAGACUGACAGUAGAACAAAAGAUGAAAUAAUUGCUCAGGAAAAAGAUCAUGAGAUGAAAACUGAGUUCGAACUGAAGGAAGUAAAGCAGGAAGGAGCUGACCAAGAACAAAUCGUCUCGAAUGAAAUUGAGAGACCUAUAUCAGACCUGAAUGUCAAGUAUGAAACUGAACUGAAUAGGACAUGCAGCAGUUUAAAGCGGGCUGAAUGUAAUGAUCAGGAAGAUACUCAAGGAAAAGCAAGCAGCAGUGCCCAAACUCCAGAUUUGAAAAACGUCUUCCCAGACCUGGAAGUUAUCCACCCAUUAGCACGACUAGCUGAGAUUGAUACAUUUGUCUUAGGAGCAAAACAGAAUAGCAACACUGGCUCGUUGGAUUUCUCUGAACCAACAGUUGCUCAAUUACUGGCACAGAGCUACCAGAAUCCAGUGAAAUGGCCUAAGGACCACGUACUCCAGACAAGACUACAACAUAUUAUUCAUGCUGUCGAAAAUAAAGAAUGGCCAGUACCACGGAAUUUCUCAUCAAGCAAUAUUCAGAAUAAUGUUUCUAGUACAGGAGAACUGGAUCUAAGUUGUCAUGAAACACCUGAUGUUACACCUAAACGAGAAACAUCAACGCCAAUGUCAUUGUCAGAAGGCUCAGAAGUUAUCACCAUAACUACAGAUCAUGGUGCUUCUAGGGUCUCUUCGUCAAAGAAGAGAAAGAGACACAUAGCAAUUGAUGUUGAGACAGAAAGAGCCAAACUACAUGCAUUAUUGAAUAAUAGUGGGCCACCUCAGCAGCCUCCUCUGUCAAAACCGUCCUUGCCUUGGGAGGUCAAUGAUGAAUCCCUGUCUGAAGAGUCCAGGAGGUCAACACCAGUGGCGCCAGUUACAUUGCAGCCUCCUCCAGCACAUCAGCAGGCUACUAGAGUACUAUCAAUUCCAUUUGAUCUGAAGUGCCAUCCCAGUUCCAAAAACACAGGAACCACAGUGAUACCAGGCACUUCAAGUACGCUAACACCAAUAGAUUUGUCGUCGGGUGUUACAAAACAGGUCCCAGCUGACAAUACAUCCAAUAAUGAGAUACUUAAUGAAGUGCAGGAUUUCUCAAUGCCUUCAAAGAAUAAACAGAAGAGCAAGUUGGAUGAUAUGUUAGGCAAAUUAAUGAAGAAAAAUAACUGUCCUGCUGAGGAACCAAUUGUUGGAAAGGAGAAAAAACGGCGUAAGCUAGAUGAAAUUGUACUGGGUUUAUCUGCUGCAAAGGAACAGAAGUCACUGUUCUCAGACAUUAAGAAAACAAAUCAAUGCAUGACAUCAAUUAGUCCUAGUGUCACAGUUACCCCAGCAUCAAUAAAUUCAUCAGUUUCUGCAACAUCUGGAUCAGCAUCUACAAAGCCAUUCACGAUUACUGUAACAUCUGUGCCUUCGCCUGCGCCGUCAAGUUCUUGUCGCAGUUCGCUAAGUGCUCUCCCCCCAUUGCCUACACCAAAGGAAAGUUUUUCAUCAUUUCUUGCUCAUGCAGAGCAGCAGAAUCUCUUACUGAAGAAACAACAACAUCAACAGCAGCAUCAACAGCAGCAGCAGCAGCAGCAGCAGCAGCAACAUCAGCAACAACAUCAGCAGCAGCCAUCACAGUUACCAACACAAUCACCAGCAUCAAUGUCACAUGUCAAUCAGCAAAGAAAAACAUAUGAAUCAAUGAUAGCUGAUCUUAGCAAAAUGGCUGACUUUUCUUCAAAGAUCAGUUCAUAUUCUCAUGAAGCAAAGGUUAAUAAGUGGCUGGCUGAACAGACAUCACUUAUUCCAGAACAGCCACUUGCUUCAGAUUAUCUGACUGCUCCAAGGCGCAGAAGACCAAGGGUUGAUCCAUCUCUUCUGGAUUGGAAAAAACUCACUGGAGAGGAAAAUGUUUCAGUAAUAAAUAGGCUGACAGGCAAAAAGAUGACUGGGAAUAAAGCACCUCAGCUGAAACGAUUAGCACAGUGGUUACUGGAGAAUCCAAUGUUUGAUGUUGAUCCAAAAUGGGCAGAACUGGUCAAAGAGAGGGGUAAUCUCCCACAUGACUUGCAGAAACGUGUACCAGCAAAUGAGAGGAAGAAAGGCCCUGGACGACCACCUCUGCUCUCCAGUCCACCAGGGCAUCAACCAACUGUCAGCCAGCCCAAUCUAGGAACAUCAGUGGCAUCAUCAAUCCCAUUCCCUUCAUUGGCAACUGCAGGGCUAAGUGGACUUUCAGCAGCUGGCUUAAAUCCCAGCAGUAUACUGUCAGGAUUAUCUUUGGGUGGUUUUGACCCAAAAAAUAAUCCAUUGCUUCUCCCCUUCAGUGGAAUGCCAAACAUGAGUGCUUUAGGGAGUAUGAGUGGACUUGGAAAUCUUAAUAACAUGAACUUGACAAAUUCCUUAUUUGCAAAUUUAGCAAACUUGGGAUUGCCGUCAUUAGCAGGCAUGGAUGGAAGUGACCUUGGCGUUGUUGCGUCGGGAUCAGCCUCCAAAACAAAGAAUCGAAAACCAGCUGACACUGAGCGCAGCCAUAGUUCCACAAAACCACCACCUGUGUCAUCUGCUUCAUCAAGUAUUCCAUCUUCUGCAUUACCUUUCUUUUUCCCAAAUCCAAGUCUCCUGUACACUCCUCUUGGACUUGGUGGGCUAAAUCCAUUUUCAAUGCAACCAGGUUCCAUGUCUUCGGCAUAUGACAGUCUAGCUCAGCAGUGUGGUUUGUUGAAUGGGAGUCUCGGUGUGUCAGGAGUAUCAACGUCAACAUCUGCAUCAUCGUCGACAAGGACUGGGAGUCAUAAGACUCAGAGCACGUCACGUGCAACUACUGUUACGUCGUCUUCACUGUCAUCAAAUACCAGCAGUCACAGGCAUCAACGUUCAUCUACACGGGACAUUCUUGACCGCGCACAACAGCAGCAGUUACAACAGCUUCUGUUGCCGCAUGAUACUCAUCUGCUGGAGAGCCUCAGUAGAGUACAUUCUGUAGAAAAUGCUUUUAGGAAUGAGAAACGAUCAAGAGAGUCUGAUCGGAAAGAGACCAUUGAUGUGCUACGUGGUGAGAAAAGAUCUAGGGAUGCUGAACGCAAAGAUGUUGCAGAGAAUUUGAGUAAAAAUCCACAGGUAGAUUAUCCUUUUAGGGCAGAAGACAGGCCUUUGAAGAAACUGAAGGCAGAAUUAGAAAGAAAAGAUUCAGCAGAAAAUCUAACUCCCAAUUUUGUAACGAAUCUGUUGCCUCAUAAUGAGGAAUGGCUGAAGCGUACUUGUGAUGUGGAAAUGAAAGAUACACUUGAAAACCUUUACAGAAGCUCACUUGAGGGAAUAGAUAGAGAUGACAAAAUGAAUAAGAAAUCCUGUGAUAAUGCCACGGACAAAGACGUUGUAGAGAGUUUUUCAAGUGUUAAUAAUGUGUGCCAAAGUGAAGAAAGGUCUAAGAUUUCAAAUGAGACUGACUCUAGAGAGGUGGAAAAUGUACAUGACCCACCAUUUAAAAACACUUUUGAUACGGCCGCACAAGAUGUUAGUGACAGUGCAGAAACAGAGACUCUACCCGUUAUUGCACCUGCACCUGAUGUUUCAGUGGAUCAGGCAGACACUCAGUCUGAAGCUCUUAAUGCGUCUAAUGUUGUUUUACCUUCAACAGCUCAGGAAGAAGUAAAAGAUGACUCUAAAGAAAUAGUGGAUGGUGAUGACAAAACCAUCACUCCAGAAACAGCAUUACCGUGCUUGAAGGAGCAACCGGUGCCUCUUACAACAGAUGCUGAUUGUGGGGGGAAUGCAGCUGAUACAAGCACAGCUCUUCCUCUCUUGCCAGAGGAAGUAGCACCUGCACUGCCCCCAGAACCAGAACAUUCUCCCGUGGAGUUAGCAAAGCCUCAGAAGCAAGCAGCUACAGCGGCUAAUUCCAAUAGUCGCCGGUCCCGCAGUGCCAAGAAAUCUAAGGAAGUGGGUGAGACUGUAAAUGUAGAAAGGAAGGUGCUUCGAAGCAGUGCUGGUCGUGCAGCGGCAGCCGCAGCAGCUAGAGCAGCAGCCGCUGCUGCAGCUGCUGCUGCCAUUGCAGAAAGUAGUGGUGAACAUGACACAGUGGAGGUUGGUGCAGCAGAGGAGAAAGCUGUAGAAGGAUGUGGUGGAAGCACUGGUGGACCUAGCGAAUCUGAGGAAACGUAGCAUUGGCAGUAUUCUGUCCCUGUGUAAUUUAAUACUUCACAUUACAUCAGUACUCUUGGUUGUAUUGUUGUCUUUUUUUUUUAAUUUUAAUGUUAUUGACUGUGCAUUCUGUGAUAGCCUUUUCCAACCAUAACGUGUAGUGUAUGUACUGUGUUAGUUGAGCACAUGAUUUUCAAAUUGGAGGGUGGGGGAAUGUUAAGAAGAAAAUUGUUUUCCCCCGCUCAUCGUACAUAACUGCCAUAAAUAGUAUGUCAGAAAUGUGAGGAAACCUGUUUUCAUGUGUGAAUGAAGUUUUAUAUUCACAUGUGAAUAUUAUUAUUUUGCUUUCUUGUCCUUUAUUUUCUUUUGUUCACUGUCAUGUUUGUAUUAUUCACACACACACACACACACACACACACACACACACACUUGCACAUGUUCAUAUAUAAACAUCCAUCUAUUAAAAAAAAUAUAAAUAUAAUAUAUAUAUAUUUAUCUUGCUGUAUUGUAAUUCUGUCAGGCACAGUGUGAGAGAAAUGUGUUGGUGAAUGAUUGCCUGUAAUCUCAAAUAUAGAGUUACUUGUGGUUUUUAGCAUAAUAUAUGCUAUUGCGUUUGUGGAAGUGAGAAAAAGAUGUUGAGUUUUGUAUUACCUGAACUAAAAUUUUAGAAUGUGCUGGCAAUCAUUUAUCAGUAUUGUUGCUUUCAGACAGUGCACUGUUCUUAUAUAUUAUGUUACAUUAUACAGAAUUCCGCAAACACGUCACUAUGUAUAUAUUCAACAUCUGUGUAAAAUGAGAAUGUGCUCGAAUCACAAAAGAAAAAAAAUUUAAAAAAAUGAAUGCGAACGGUUGUAAAGGGUAUGUUCGAAUGGCUGAUGUUUUAUUUAACUGUAACAAUAAUUGUAGCAAAGGAAAUACAUACUGUUGUUACUUAGUAUUAGUUAGUAAUUUAUAAACUGAGUAAAUUUCCCCCAGAAAACUCAAAGAUACGUCGUAACCUGUGCACUAUUUAUUUUUUAAAUUAAUCUGGAUUGCAUUUAAUAUUAUGAGCUUUGCUCGUUUGUACCGUGUAAAGUCUGUGAGACAAACAAAGACUAUGAGUAUUAGCACAUCACAGAAGUUGGAAUUGCAUGAAGUCAGAUUGCUAAGUUUAAAAAAUAUAUAUAUAUUGCAAUGGCAGCUCAUUUCGUUCAUAUGACUGUUGUGUUUAAUUUAAUGAAAUUUAUCGCAUGCUGUAGUUGCUGAAUUAUGUUCCUUGUUUUCAUUUGGUCUUGAUACAUGGUUAUGAAGGAAUUUGUAAGCAGUGAUCAGAGACAAAGCUUCAGCUGUAACCUGGUGUCAAAUAUAUAAGAAGAGAGGUAAGUGUUACAAUAAAUAAAUAAAUAAACUCUU
This is a messenger RNA of Schistocerca serialis cubense, 15522 nucleotides long. Its product is annotated as chromodomain-helicase-DNA-binding protein 7-like. Lineage: Eukaryota; Metazoa; Arthropoda; Insecta; Orthoptera; Acrididae. Gene Ontology annotation, molecular function: ATP-dependent chromatin remodeler activity; ATP binding; protein binding. The record is from RefSeq and is a predicted model, not a curated record. The coding region runs from base 796 to 14151 and encodes 4451 amino acids. The transcript is spliced from 40 exons.